This is a messenger RNA of Parnassius mnemosyne (clouded apollo), 594 nucleotides long. NCBI's taxonomy places the organism in Eukaryota, Metazoa, Arthropoda, Insecta, Lepidoptera, Papilionidae. The record is from the annotation of a GenBank genome assembly.
AUGAUAAUACACGUAGUAACUUUUAAAAAUUGCAAUUUUAUUUACGAACAGACAAGUCGACACCCGUUUAGCAAGCUGAUCUACAACGGACCUGUAAUCGUACAGGCGUUUUUCAUGCUGUCCAGUUUUCUCCUCGCCUACAACCUGAUCGACAGCGAAAAAGACCCAAAGAAGGGACUUAGCCUUCGCUCACUGCCACGUCUUCUUUUAAAUCGUAUUGCAAGAAUUACGCCAUUGAAUGUUUUUAUGAUUGGCUUUACGGCAACUUGGUGGCGACACAUGAGCGAUGGCCCUCUAUGGAAACCAUUGGUGGAGGCGGAGUGUGCACGCUGCAGGGAUAAGUGGUGGGCGCAUUUCCUGUAUAUCAACAACUUCAUUGAAAAGGACGAAAAGUGCUUGAUUCAAACAUGGUUUCUCGCGGUGGACAUGCAACUUUAUGUAUUUACGGGCUUUCUGACUCUCAUCUUGGGCCGGUCACCACGCAGAGCUAUCAAGGUCCUAAGCUUCCUUUUAGUUUGCGCGAUCGUUGCUAAUUUCAUUAUCGCCUACUACUGGAACUUGAAAGCAAUGCUAUUCCUUACUUAUCCCAAGUAA